Molecule: messenger RNA, 8862 nt
Organism: Nerophis ophidion (straightnose pipefish)
Lineage: Eukaryota; Metazoa; Chordata; Actinopteri; Syngnathiformes; Syngnathidae
Product: ankyrin repeat domain-containing protein 26-like
Exons: 43
Coding region: 246-7964 (2572 amino acids)
Molecular function (GO): protein binding
Source: RefSeq, a predicted model, not a curated record
CUUUCCAUCGCUAAGACGACGCUUGUGGCGGUCUCCUAGGUCCAUAUGGAACAUUCCAUACAAACACACAUCAUUUAUACCCUCCGUGGACGCUAAAGUGGCUGAAAAUUCAUCGGCGUGACUAUUUAGCGUCGCUACAAUAUGUCUUCCACCGGGGACAUUUUCCCCCGAGGUAAUCCGCUUUGGACGCCUUAUUUCGUCCGGGAUAUGAGAGCGAUUAAGUAGCAGUGCAUUGGGUUGGCGCCAUGAAGAAAUUAUUCAGUUUUUCCAAGAGGAAACAGUCCCCAUCGGGAACUCCCGACCCAGGGAACGUUCUCUCUGUCGGCUACGAAGUGAAAGAAAAGGACCUGGGAAAGUUGCACAAGGCUGCCUGGAAGGGAGAUGUGUCCAAGCUGGAGCAUCUUGUCAAAAACAAUGAUGUCAAUCAGGUCGAUAAGCAGAAUAGGACAGCACUACACAUUGCGUGUGCCAGUGGAAAUUAUGAGGUGGUAAAAUUCCUUGUGGAGAAAAAAGCCAAGCUCAACUUAAGUGACAAUCAAAACAGAACUCCCUUAAUGAAGGCAGUGCAAGGGCAGCAUGAUGUCAUUGUGAACAUCCUGCUGGAAAACCAUGCUGAGCCCAACCUGGUGGACAUGAAUGGCAACACAGCUUUACACUUAGCAUCAAGCAUCCCCUCCAUCUCCAUUGUUGAUAUCCUCCAGAAGUAUGACGCUGACAUCAACGUCCACAAUAAGGAGGGCCUUUCACCCCUGACGCUGUCAGUCCAAGAAGACUACCUGGAUGUGGCGGAGUUUCUGCUGAAGAAAGGCGCUGAUGUCAAUACUUUUGACAAAGACCAAAGGUCACCAUUAAUGAUCGCAGCUGGCAAUGGACAAAUCAGCAUGGUGCGAAUGCUGCUGCAGUUCGACGCAGAUAUUACACUUGAGGAUAGCAAAGGACAAUUAGCAGAGGACUACGCAGCGAUGGAAAGCCAUCAUCCUUGUGCCCUCCUCAUUGCCGAGCACUAUGCCAAAAGGAACCAGGGGGCCUCCCCAUCUCACCCAGGUCCAAGUAAAAAGAAGACGAAAGCAGAGGGGGGCAAUCCUUCCCGAGGCCUCAACACUGGUCUCUCUGUUGGAGGACCAGCCACGGACAAAGAUGAUUUCGAGGACAAUUCUCAGGCUGAGUCGCUAAGCCGUAUCUCCAAAAAAGGCGGCACCGAAGAAUGGGCUUCCUCUGAGGAUGACUGUGAAUCACUCAUAGUGGAAAAGACCCCACCAAAGAUGAACCUCAGGAAAAUGCUUGAAUCCCAACGAGGAAAAGCAGAGCAUCUUUCCAGCAAAGGUCAUCCAUUAGAGCAGCUCUCAGAAAGCCAAUCCAGUUCGGAAUCUGAGGCCCAAAGCUCGCAAGACGAAAGCUCUGAGGAAGAAGAAGAGGAGGAAGAUGACGAGAAUGAAGAAGAGGAAGAUGAUGAGGAGAGUGAAGAGAUGGAGGAAGAAGAAGAGGAUGAUGACUCUUGUUUGGCUUCAUUUCAGUCCAACUCAUCUUCUAUAGAAGAUAGGCAAAAUCUGUCUCCUCCAGAAGUGAGUGCUGGUGGAAGAAAAGCUCAAAACGUACACAAUCUCGAAUCCACGGACAGCAAUGAUCCUUGUCUUUGUACGGAUGAGCCUCAGGAAAACUCAGCAGCUGUAAAACCAUGUCCUCCAACGCUGCGUUCGUUAGACGUCGACCAAGAUUGUGUCGUGUCAGCUGUGAGAGUCGAGUCCAAAUAUUCAGACGAGGACGACAGCAUGGGGCGGGAAUUUAAGUCGGCGCCGAGUCAAGAGAUCGUUCGGACGGUUCUCACUGCACCAACAUCUUCCAGUCAAAAAAAUGUGGUACCUAAGGGAGCGAGGGCUUCUGAUAGUGAGGAUGGUGGCUCAAAUAAAGAAGGGUUCAAAGCAGAGCAACGUAGGUCAUCAUGGGGCUCCUCCUUAGAGGACUCUGACGGCUCAGCAAAAUAUCCUGCAAGGGAGACAUCGCGUUCAAAUUGUGGUGGUAGCUCAGUACAAAAAACGACCAACAAUGAACAGAAACCACCCGAGAGUAGACCGCCUACAGCAGGUGUCGAAGACUCCGAUUGGGAUUCUCCGUCUGAAAACGACGGUCCACCAGCUGCUGGAGGAAAUGCAAAAGUGACGCAGUCCCUGGAAAAUGAGGAUGCCAACCAUACUGGAAAUCAACUCUCUAAGGGCCAACAAGCUAGCAAAAGUAGCUGCGAUGAUAAUGACUCUGUGCAUCUGCUAAUAAGGACACGCCCAUAUACACCCAGCAGUUUGAGAGCUCAAAGUCCAGCAGAUAAGAUGGUGGAGGAAGUAAGUCUCUUCGAACUUCCAAAGAUAGCCAUCGCAGCAGAAGAAAAGUGUAUCACUGAGGACCAAGCUACUAAUCCUCAGACAGAAGAGUCCUCAAACAAAGUUAUGGAUGAAGCGAGUCCGCUCGUUGAUGUUGACGUCGUCAUUGGUCGUCGUCAUUCACAUGAGAGCGUCUUUUCUGAAGCGUUGCCCCACACAGACAUUGACGAUGUUGAAUUGGACUCGCCAGAUGAGGUAGAGAGCUUGACGCAUCCAGGCGAUAGACACAUUGAAUGUGUCGACAACCAGGCACAAGAAUCCAGUGAUGCUGAGAGUAAGGAUAGCGACAAAGAAGAGGAUGGGGAGGAGGUGGAGGAAGAACAAGAACAGGAGGAGGAAGAGGAUUUAUCAGGUGAUGAGCCUGAAGAAAGCGGUGGUCUCCUGCAUGGUACGCCAGGUGUUCCUAAAGACAUGAAAAAAGUUUCGGGCCUAGAGAAGGAAGACGAAGAUUCUUGGGAUUCUGAGCAUGAAGACCACAGUGAAGACAAACUAAGCGUGAAAGCAGAGAAUCAAGAUGAGACACCUGCCAUUGGAGACACAUUAGAAGAAGACCUGUUAUAUACUCCCUCAUUUUUAAGAGGAGGAGGAGCAGGCAGGUGGAUGCCGGAGCCUUGGUGGAGUAAAGGUCUUCGUUCUCCUGCGGCCAAACAUAAAGACGACGAUAACGGGAGUGUUCAGAUGGUGGGUGGCACACAAAAAGAGAGUGAAAAUACCAAAUGGGGACUGCUUUUGAGCAAAUGUGAAGGAAAAGUCAACGAAAAGACAGCAGACUUGAUGGAAGAACUUGGUUUGGGAGACUUCGACUAUGCUGAAGAUGGGUCCGAGUGGGAUACAUCCAGCAAUGCCAGUAAGAGGAGUUUCCCAGGAUACACCGAGACACGCCCAGCUCCAAAGGAAGUCCCAGAAUGCAUCAGUAAGGAGGAAGAAGUGGCACCCAAAGCGGCCAUUACUACACUGAGGAAAGUUGGCACUGAUGAGAAACAGGCUCCUCAUCCCCAACCUCGUACAAAGAAAAUGGGGCUUCAAGAGAGCGACAAAUUAGACCGUUCAGCUUCACCAUGCAAUGAGGCCAAAAUCGACAAUCACCAACCUCAGGCAGCAGUUAUAGCAAACUUCCCUGUACUUUUAACAAGUGGCAGCAAACACCCAUUGCAGUCUGAUGAGCAGCAACAGCAGGAGAAAGAUGAUGUAUUAGAGUCCUGUGAUCCACACACAACUGCCUAUAUGGCUCCUGAUGGUGGAGACAACAGUAGCGAUGUUAGAAAUCAGAAGAGUGCAGAGGCGAGGUCUAAUGAUGUUGCUCUACUGGAGACGCAGAAUGAGAAUCUUUGGGAAGAAUUGGAGCAAAAGGAAGUUAAACCCACCUUCGGUAGAGCUGCUGACAGUUUAAAGGAGACCAAGGCUAACUUACCUGAAGAGUCAAGUGAUGAGGAGGACGGGAAGGUGAUUUUACGGCCCAAUGCUAGAGCAAGAAGGCUGGUUCGCCUCUCAGUGCCCAAACAUGAGGAGUCCGGAUCGCAAGAUUCAGAGGCUGCUGACAACUCCCAGAGCGAGGAGAAGAUGCCAGAAGAAGAACCCAUCCUCUGUGAGACACCACAAGCCCUCGCAGCAAAAGAACUCUCUAUUGCCACAUCUGAUGGUGCCAGACAUGGACCGUGUCACAAUCUUAAUCCAGAAGAACCUGAGAGGAGCCGCACCACCUCUAAUAAGAACCCCAAAGAACUUCCCAAGUCUAAACAUUUAUGGCCCAGCAGACUUUCAGCAUCAUCCUUGGUUGUUUCUGAUGAAGACUCUAAAGAAGACAUGUUUAAGCACAGGGGUGAUGAGGACUGUCUGGAGGGACAUGAAGGAAAACUCCAAAAAGAGGUUGACCAAGUUACUUACAAGGCUGCUGUUUCAAUGAAGAACAUCAGUGAUUAUAGUGACACAGGCGGAAGAGCAUUAAAGGAACUCUCCAAUAAGAAGCCUGAGACCAGCAGCAGCAGGCCUCUGGUGGAAUCACAACUCUCACUCAAAGCAGAAGAAAAGACCGUAGAGAAGACCUCGCUGCCAACAGCAGUUGGCAAGGCCUGUGGAACUCCUCAGACCGAAGCCAGACAGCUCUCUUUGUUUGAUGACAGCACUUUGAGUGACGUGACGGACGAUGAAGAAAGGUGCCAAACAGGAGAAGAGAAGAAAAAACAGAAUCUCAAAGAAGUGAAGGUGUCCGAAGAUAUGGAUGAGCUCAAUUCGUCGUCUGACAUGACCACGGAUGACUCUGACUUUUCCCAUUCAGGCCAUGGAUGUGGCUCCCUCUUCAUCCAGAACCUGGACUCAGUCACUACAGACUCCAGAAGUAUGGUGAAGCUGCAGAACAUUUUCCACAAAUAUGAGCGCUCCAUUCAGAAAGCCAAAAGCCGCCACGCUUACUUUGCGGACAAGGUGAGCCUCCUGGAAACCGAAAAGGUGCAGCUGAGAAGCUCGCUGGACGAGGUCAAGGAUGUUAAAUCUACCCUAGAGCGAAACCAGCUAGAGUUGCAGACCGAAGUUACAAACCUCAGGUUCCAGCUAAAACAGGAGCAGGAAAACAGCCGUAAUGCCAACAUGAUGUUCAGCACCACCGGGGAUAAGCUGAGGAGGACGGAGGAGCAGCGACAGUUGGAGGUUCAGGAGAAGCAGAAAGUGGAGCUCACUCUCAGGAACCUGGAAUUGGAGAUGCGAAUACUGCUCAACAACAAGAAACAGCUAGAGGAGGACCAGAGUCAGACCCAGACGCUGUUGGCUCAGGAGCGCAGCGCACGGACCGUGCUGGAGAAUCUGCUCAACAGUCACGUGCGCAAGAAGCAGGAGAUAGAAGAGGAGAACAAGAGGAACAUAAACAAGAGUAGUGAGGCCUUGUCUCAGCUCACAGAGGCCAGCGACAGAGAGCGUGAGCUGCUCCAGCAGAUUUCUAUAUUUAAGGAGCAGCUGAGCACCCUCAAAACAGACCUUGAAAAUUCCCAGGCCAGCAGCAGCAUCAAGCAGCGAGACCUUCAGGAGGAGAAUAAUGCCGUCAAGGAGCAACUGGACGAGGCUCGGCGAGCUCUCCGAGUCAACAAUGACACCCUGAACCAAACCAUCUUGGACUUCAACAACCAAAUGGCUGCCUUGAAGUCCGAGUUGACCAUGACUGCGAACCGCCUGGACAAUGAGCGCCAGACCCGUGAGACGAUGGCAGUGGAGUUGGAGUCAGUCCGCACCCGUCUGACCGUGGCUCUGCAGGAGGCAAAGCGUUGCAUGGCAGCUCAGUCAGACACAGAGAAAAGUCUACUCCGGGAGAAAGAAGAACAUCAUCGUCUUAAAGACAGGCUCUCAAGCGACACUUCCAGCCAGCAUGAGGCAGUCAGCAGCCUCUCUCAGAAGCUGGCAAAGGCAGAGGCGCGCGCAAACAGCACGGAGAACCAGGCCCAUCAGGCCACGAUGCAGCUGACGGAGAAAAACCUUGUGCUGAACACCAUGCAGCGUGAAAAUGACCAGAUAGCUGCACGGGUCAAAGAGCUGGAGGCCGCUCUGCGCGCCGAAAAGGAGUUGGUGACGCGGGCCGCAGCGCGCCAAGAGGCCACACAGGAGCGCUUAGCCCAAGCCCAAAGUGAAGGCAUGUUGCUACGGCAACAGCUGGAAGAGGCCCAAAAUAAAGGUGUCGCAAAGGAUAAUGCGGUAACAGACGCCCAGAAAAGUUUCACUGACACUUUGUCCAAGCUUCGUUCCGACUGUGAGGAGAGGAUACACCUAGUGCAGGACAGGAAUCAGGACCUGGCCGCGAAGGCUGCCGAGCUUCGAGAACGCAUUCACCAAUUAGAGGAGGAGAAAAAUGAAAGAGAAGCUAAUCACAGACAGGUGCAGCAAGACUUGGCUGACUCGUUAAAGAAGCUGUCAAUGUGCGAAGCUUCUCUGGAGAUCAACACAAGAUACCGCAACGACUUGGAGGAAGAGAAGAAUCGGCUCCUCAAAGACGUGGACAAGCUUAAAGGAAAGCUGGAGGAAAGAGAGGGGCAGUGUUUACAAGCAGAGAAACAAACAAACGAGCUAAGGGUUCGUCUGGACGAAAGAGAGAAUGAACUUGGUGCCGCUGCUCAGAAGCAGCAGGAGGCGCUGUCUGCUGCCGCCGCCUCCGAUACCACUGUCAAACAGCUGGAAGAGGCCAUGCAAAGGCUGGAGAUCGAGAACGUCAGGCUAGAGGCUGCUGCAAAGCAACAGUCCAACAAACUGGAAGCACUUCAGAAAUGCUCUCAGGAGGAUGCAAAGCUCUCUGACAGUCCAAAUGGAGGAAUGGUCAGAGAUCAUCUGGAGGGUUUAGUGACAAACCUCCAAAGUAGUAAAAUGGCACUGGAAGACCAACUCAGUAAAGAGGUGCAGAAGCAAAGCGUACUAUCAAACAGCGCCCAAGACACUCAGGCCAUGUGGGAGGAUGAGCUGAAGAGCCGCUCUAAGCUAGGACUGCGUCUAGCCGAGCUUGAAAGGGAGAAAGGAGAACUGGGCAGCCAGGUGGAAAUAGAAAGGAAGAAAGCCAAGAAAGCAGCAGAGCAGAAGAACGCAGUCGACUCUCGUCUGGAACAAGAGAUGGAGAGAAACACGGCGCUUCAAAAGGAGAUGUACAGGAUACGAACUCUCCUGAAGACUGCUAAGAAGAUGCUGCGGGAUCAGGACAGAGGCGCAGGGGCUGACUUUUCCUCUCCAAUGAGCAGUCUCAAGAUGGAGCUGGGAAGACACAGCUGGGCGGAUAGAUCUUUUGAAGGGAGGAGGGAAAAAGUGAACGACCUGCAGGGGGAGCUAAAGAGGGGCGCGUACCAAGGCGCCCGCCUGGACAGGAGGCUGCUGGAGGAGGAGGUGCAAAACCUUAAACGCAGAGUUGAGUCCUCCCAGGUAGAGCAGAGGGAGAUAGAGCAAUAUCGCCAUGAGAUAGAGGAGAAGGCCCGACAGGAAAUAAAAGAGAAACUACAAGAAGUCAACCUCUUCUUGCAGUCCCAAGCGGCAACCCAGGAGGCAGAGAACCAGAUUAAAGCAGCCAAUGAAGCCAGCCUGUGCUUAAAGAUCCAAGAGCUAGAGAGUGAGCUGAACCGAACCAGAACCGUCCAACAUGACACGCUCAACCAGAGGGAGUCCACGCUCACAGAGCUGGAACGAUACAAAGAACUGUACCGAGAGGAGCAGAUGCUGCGCAAGUCCCUGUGUGCUGAUCUACAGAGUACAAACCACCAGCUCACAGAAGCCAGUUCCAGGUUGGUGAACGACCACAGCAGGGCUUUCAUCGCCUCCCCAGGACCACUAGGGGGCGUGGUUCCCCUAGUUUCACCAGCCAGCACAUUGGGGGCGCCAUACAAGGGCUUUGCCUCAAGACUGCUCAGCACUUCAGUGGCUGAAGGACAGAGCAGCAGUGUGGAGGACUAUUUGGCCCAGAUGCAGCGUCAGUUGGACAGAAGUAUAUCCAGAGAGCUGAACAAAGCCUCAGCGGAACUUGACGUCUCCUUGGCCCGUAUGUCUCCAGUGGGCUCUGCCUCCAGGGUGGAGUUGGAUCCUGUUAGCAGAGCAAAGCAGCAGUACUUGGAGGUCCUGAAGAAGAACCAUGAGAUCUGAAGAACCACUAGAGACAGUCUCCCAGCAGUAGAACCUGGAGGUAGACAACGAACAGCCACAUUUUACCGGCACAAGUUGACUGACCUCAAAGGGGGUUGUUUAUAUACGAGCACAAUGCACUUAAGCACUCAGGAAGUGAUCACACUGAUCGGCCACACUCGCAGAUACACUCACACAAUCUGAUGGAAUCCAUAAGUAUCAGUCAUUAAGAUAUUAGAUUGAAGAUGUAUCUAGUGGCUGAUCAGUGCAUAUACGCUGCAAUGUGUACACAUAUCCUGUAUUGCUUUAUGAAAGGGAUUCCUAGCACAUUUUUGUCACUAUUCCUGUUUAAUCAGAAACACACAGUAUUCAGGGGUUUCAUUUCUAAUUCUGCUUUGAUUCAUUGACCCCGAAGUUCCACUGAAUGCCGGCCGGCUUCACCGCUGGAGGGUGCCGCCAUCUAACCGUCUAACAAUCCCCGUCGCGGUUCUUUCUAGCAGAGAAAUAGUGCGGCCUUUUACGAGAUCUGGCAAAUCCGCGCAUAAUCAUUCGAUAAGGGAAGUCAGCGUUUCCCCUUAUGUAAUUGAAUGUAGCGCACCGCCACACCUUGAAAACAUUUUUUUUUUGUACUUGAAGACAAAAUAAAGUAAUAUAAUGUAUUGUAGCUCACAGAAGGAAUUACACAAAGUCAAACACUAUUUUUAACUUUUAUUACCAAUCUUAUGAUAAUAAACAGCACAGUUCCAACAGGGUUUACCUCCCGCGCAAACACUUCCCCCGACACAGAACAACACUUCCUCAUUCUCCGCCAAUCACCUUUCAGGCACGGACGGUGUGUUUGCAAACAUGGGAAAAAGUGUAAAAUACAAUCCGCCUUGCAAAUGCGGAAUUUUAUUUUGAAAAUAAACCUGAUACUAUA